AAAAAAGCGCCUGAACUUUAAUCGGAAUCCUCUAAAACCCUAAAGCGCCAAGCUUUCACUCUCUUCCCUGGUCGUCCUCCUAAGCUUCGAUUCUGGAGCUCACUCUUUCUUCAAUGGCGUUAACCAGCAACAAAGUCCCUUCUUUACGCCUUAUACCCACCACCGGAAAACUCUUAAACCCAUCAAAAUCGCUCUCGUUGGCUUCUUAUCAUCAUCCGCUUCCCAGAGUUUCAUUAUCUCUCUCUUCCGCUGCUUCUCUGAAGCUCACGACUUCAAGAAAGGUGGUAGCAAUGGCAGUGGAAGGUUCGAGAGAUUUGGAGAUGUCGAACUUAACGGCGUUAUCGCCUUUGGACGGACGUUACUGGGGGAAAGUUAAGGACUUGGCUUCCUCAAUGAGCGAGUUUGGUUUGAUUUACUUCAGAGUACUUGUUGAGAUUAAAUGGCUUAUUAAGCUUUCAAAGAUUCCUGAAGUCUCUGAAGUUCCAAGCUUUAGUAAAGAAGCUGAGGUUUACUUGCAAGGGAUUAUCGAUGGGUUUAGCGUGGAUGAUGCGUUGGAAGUUAAGAAGAUUGAGAGAGUAACGAAUCAUGACGUGAAGGCUGUGGAGUAUUUCUUGAAACAAAAGUGUGAAUCUCAUCCAGAGAUUGCUAAGGUUCUUGAGUUUUUUCAUUUUGCUUGCACGUCUGAGGACAUCAACAAUCUAUCACAUGGUUUGAUGCUUCAAGAAGCACUUAGCUCGGUUAUACUUCCAGCCAUGGAUGACCUGAUCAAGUCAAUCUCUCUGAUGGCUAAGGAGUUUGCAUAUGUCCCCAUGCUUUCAAGAACUCAUGGCCAGCCAGCUUCACCUACAACACUAGGGAAAGAAAUGGCGAUAUUCGCUGUGAGGUUAAGCGAAGAGAGAAGAUAUCUUUCAGAAACUAAGAUCAAGGGCAAAUUUGCUGGUGCCGUUGGGAACUACAACGCUCACAUUUCAGCAUAUCCUAAUAUCGACUGGCCUCAUGUUGCAGAGGAGUUUGUUACUUCUCUCGGAUUGACCUUUAACCCAUACGUCACUCAGAUUGAGCCUCAUGACUAUAUGGCUAGACUCUUUAAUACAAUCAGCCAGUUCAACAAUAUCUUAAUUGAUUUCGACAGAGAUAUAUGGAGCUACAUAUCUCUAGGUUACUUUAAGCAGAUAACUAAAGCUGGUGAGAUCGGAUCAUCCACAAUGCCUCACAAAGUGAAUCCUAUUGAUUUUGAGAACAGUGAAGGGAACCUAGGUAAAGCUAACGCUGAGCUUAUUUUCCUCAGCAUGAAGCUUCCCGUUUCUCGAAUGCAGCGUGACUUAACCGAUUCGACUGUAUUGAGAAACAUGGGUGGAGCUUUAGGACACUCUCUUCUUGCUUACAAGAGCGCCAUACAGGGAAUCAGGAAGCUUCAGAUUAAUGAAGGUCGGUUAAAAGAAGAUUUGGAUCAAACUUGGGAAGUUCUCGCUGAACCCAUACAAACUGUUAUGAGGAGAUAUGGAGUUCCGGAGCCGUAUGAGAAGCUGAAGGAGCUGACAAGAGGGAGAGCUGUGAAUGAAGAAAGUAUAAGAGAGUUUAUAAAAGGUUUGGAUUUGCCUGCAGAAGCAAAAUCUCAACUUUUGAAGUUAACUCCACACACCUAUGUUGGUACUGCUGCUGCGUUGGCUUUGGCCGUCGAUGAAGCUCUGCACUUGUGACAGUGAUGAUGAUCAGUGAUCAUAUCGGUGAGAAGGUUGUGCUGUUGUACUAUUACUCUUCUCCAGAUGAAAUAGGAAGAAGUAGCGAAGAACAAAGAGUCAGAUUGAUGAGUUCUACGUUGUCGUUUUGAGUUACAUGUCAUAUGAAAAUAAUUUUUUUACAUUGGAGUUAAAUAAU
Molecule: messenger RNA, 1878 nt
Organism: Brassica oleracea var. oleracea
Lineage: Eukaryota; Viridiplantae; Streptophyta; Magnoliopsida; Brassicales; Brassicaceae
Product: adenylosuccinate lyase-like
Exons: 9
Coding region: 114-1700 (528 amino acids)
Biological process (GO): IMP biosynthetic process
Molecular function (GO): N6-(1,2-dicarboxyethyl)AMP AMP-lyase (fumarate-forming) activity
Source: RefSeq, a predicted model, not a curated record